UAUUAACCUCAGAACUAUAACAUACCUGUAUACAAUGUGAGCCUGUAUUGAUUACUAGAAAUAAGAUUAAUUUAUAGCAUAAUAAAAUCGAGCAAGCUCCAACGUCUACAAGGUCUAUCACUAAAAUUUGAUACUGAACAUAUGAAUAAAACUAUAAACUGCAGUUUUGAAAGUAAUGGAAGAUCAACUUUGGCUCGGGGUACUGAGGGAAGAGAAUCUAGGCAAUUGCCACAUUGAUGAUUGGUGAAUUACGUCCUCCAUUGCUUGCCACUUGGAAUAGUGACUUCGCUGGGUAAUCGGUUAAAGCCACAGAUAUCAUGGGUAGUGGAGCAUCUACAACCACCUCAAGGCCCUCAACAGCUGGAGCAGGUUGGCACUCUUUGGCCACCCAGAGGCAGAACGUGUACGAGUCAUCCUCAACUCGACCAAGUACAGCUCCUGUCCAAAAUUGUGCUAGUGGAUAUACAAUGAGUGCCACGGGGUACCCGAUAGAUCGUCAAUAUCUGCAGGCUCAUUCUCCACGAAAUCAGCAACAGCAGCAAACAUUUCAAAAUCAAGCACAGCAGCCAAUGGGUCACCAUUAUCAUCAAACAACCGCACAUGCAAUGGUCGCCCCACCACCUUACACACCACACGGACCUCCAGCUUAUACACACACUGCCGAGAGGCCCGUCCCUCAGCCCCGCCGUGCUCCACCACCGACAGCUCCUGACAGUGAAAGCACGGUCAAUUUACGUGCUGCUCAAGAACUUUCUAGGCGCAAUGAAGUUUCGUCUAUUGAUAGACACCACAAUACUGAACCAAGCCAACAAAGACAAGUUUCAGUGCCAAAUGUUCCGGUUAGGUUCAGUAGGGAUAGGUCUACUGUGCAGGUUGGAACCAAGAUCUACAAUGAUCCAUGGAUGGUUUGGAAAUCUGGAAACAAUGAUUAUGAUACGUCUUGUGAUAAAAUGAUUGCAUCUUUAAUGCAGAUUGAUGAGAUACUACAGAGAAUAACAGAGAUUCAAAGUAACUGUGCAUACAAUCUGUCUGAAUAUGGACCCCAUGACGUAUACGAUGAUCCAAAGAUUCGUAGCACCGUGUCACAGCUGACUGAACUACAGCAACAUAUUGGCCAGCUGAAAGAAAAAUUAACACCCAGGAGUCAACGAUACCCAUCUCCUGAAUUGACUCCUCCUAAGGUAGAUGAAACAAGUGAUGAAAUGGCUACAAGACAUGAACAGGAAUGGGAUGCAGCGGAGACCAGUUUUGUCAACGAUAUGAGUGGCAUCAGAGGUCAACUUAUACCUAGUCAAGUGAAGGCUGAACUGAUGAAUCAACAAACCAUGCUUGAUCACCUCUGGAUGCGCCAAAUGAUGGAACGGUGGUGGUUACGCCAGAAGGCAAGACAACAACGCAGAGCUAUGGGUCUUGAGGUCCCUGACACUGAUGAUGAGAUGUCUUCUUCUGAAGAGGAGUUUGAAAGUGAUGAAACGGAUGAUGAAGAUGCAGAUUUAGAAGGACAACGACGCCAGAAUCAUGAUGAAAUGACACAACCAACAUCAGCAGCUACUGAUAUUUCUGCACAGCUUCAAGGUUUUCUUAAAAGUCAUGGUAUAAGCUCAACAACUCCACUUGUACCACAACAGAAAGCAGACACAACUGCAACACAUUCACAUUCUUCUCAAACAUUUAGAAAUGUACGUGAUCAACAAUCUCAAUCAAAAUUGGACACAAAUCUCGGAAGCACUCAAACACAAGGAAUGCAAAGUAAAAUCCCUCCAUUGGCAGCACUUGAUGGAAAACAUAAUGUUUUCCGUGCAAAUAAUAGUCAUGUUCCGGCCAACGGAAACAAUGACACCAUGAGAGCAUUGGGACAAACUCGUGAUGAUUUAUCUGAGUCUGAUGACGAGGUACCAGAAAUCUUUAAUAGUUCUACCAAUCAAGCAAAGACUGGCCCUGAUGAUGACUGGGACAUCCCUGGAAUGGGCUCAAAAACAGCAGCACUUAGUGCUAACGUCCCCAAUGACAAAUCAUUUGAAAAUACAAUCGGGAAUGAUAGUCUUGUAAGGGAUGGUCCUUCGCAUGAAUUAUCGAAAAUAGAUCCAGCGAUUUCUAAAGACCCCUCUAAUUUAAAUAAUCGAUCAAAGUACAUGAAAUAUGCCAGACAAAAAACUGACAGUGACAGUGAUGGUGAAGAUGAUAAGCAUAGUAAAAAGCUAUUUGAUGCAAUUCAUAUAACCCCACCGAUAAGUUCAGUUGGAAAUGACAAUGAUAAGGAUGCUAGGCCUAGUGUGAUUGAAAUCAGUGAUACAGAAAGUGACAGUGAAACUACAGAUACGGACGGUGAACAACUUGCCACCUUAAAACAACAAAUGUCUUCUAUCAAAUCCGAGCCUGAACAACAUAGGGAGCAAAACGAUAAAGAAAACAUCGAUGACGAGAUUCCUGAAGACGAUGGCGAAUAUUCCGAUGAUUUUGACAGUGAUGAUCAAUCUACGUUAUUAGCUCUGAAGCCCAAAAAGAAGAGAGGAUUGAAAUCUGCUGUGAUAAGAUCCUUAGCAGUGAAGUUUUUCCAGCCUGGGAACAAAACUAUGAAACCAGAAGAAUUCAAGGAGUUGAUGAGAAAGACUAGAGAGGAAAGGGAUUUUGAGCAACCCAAUUCAUGCAGCAGCUCAACUGCAACCACAGCAUCUAUUGAAAGCAAAGACUCGUGUACAGAUCCACCAGAAAUAGACUCGGAUGUAAACAGCGCAGACGAUAAGUUUAUCCAGACGGUAGUAUACCAAAAUUCAACUGGUGAAAUAGAUCCAUUUGAUGCCCGACAUUUGCUGAGGCAACAUCUAAAAGAGAACGCUGCUCUGAAGAAAUUAAAUGCAUUACAGAAAAAACGUCACGAUGAAGCUCUUAAAUUAAAAUUAGGUCAGAUGAGACCUGGUUUUGAAAAUAAUGAAGCUAGUGAUGAACAGGAAGACACUGUUGGGGAAAUAGAUGAUGACACUAAACAGGAACUGCAGGUGAUAGAAAAUCGUAUUUGCAAAGAAGUGACUGAAUUGCCCAAUCUGUCGGACCACGAGCUUCGACGUUUGUUAGAGAAAUACAGAGAACAAGAGAAAAUGCUUUUGAGCAGACGGCGUGAAGAAAAAGACAGAAACCAAGACAAGUUGAAACGUAUGCUUGCCGAGAAAAAGCGACAAGAAAAUGAAAAACUGAACCAACUGGAUGAGGAAUUCUAUAAGGAUCUCAAAACUAAACAAGAGAGGCAAAAGCUGACCGAAGAGGAUCUUCAGCAAUUGAUCAAGGAGCACCUGUCAAGAACAGAAAAGUUAAAGCAUUCAAGGGCCCUAGAGAGAGACUCACACCAGCGUAAACUUGAGGCGAAGUUAGCAGAGCGAAGAAGGAAACAAAAGCAAACCAAUCAAGAAGCAGAACAGCAGAAACAAAUAAAGAUGUCUAAAAGACGAAAUAGAAACAAUUCAGAUGAUGAACGUUAAUGAUCUAACAGUGGCUCGGCCCACGGGGCUCAGCAUUUCAUGGUCUUUGGUACAACAUAUUGGACAUUCAAAAUAUUGACAUUUAAAAACGUUAUACUGAAUGAGGACCAUGACUGAAUUAUAAUUUUGAAUAACUACAUGAACGCAAAGUACGCACACGGGUAGCAUACACUCAA
Owenia fusiformis is the source of this 3649-nucleotide messenger RNA. The record is from the annotation of a GenBank genome assembly. Lineage: Eukaryota; Metazoa; Annelida; Polychaeta; Sabellida; Oweniidae.